Molecule: messenger RNA, 825 nt
Organism: Lolium perenne
Lineage: Eukaryota; Viridiplantae; Streptophyta; Magnoliopsida; Poales; Poaceae
Source: RefSeq, a predicted model, not a curated record
GGUUUUAAUUAGUAUCAUUCCCGUCCUUACCGUCGUCGAUCGCCAGCGUCGUCCCCUAGCCGGCACGGUACCACCUCGAUGAGUCGACAAUGGAUGUACGGUGACCGGUGCCAUCCCGAGUUCAUUAAUGGCAUGCAUUAUUUUCUCAGCGUGGCUGAGGCAAACAGGCGGUCGAAUGGUUUCAUGUAUUGUCCAUGUAGUUCCUGUAAGAAUAUGAAGGAUUACUCUACCUCAAAGACCCUUCACGUCCACCUGCUGGAGAACGGUUUCAUGCCCAGCUAUAAUUGUUGGACCAAGCACGGAGAAAGAGGGGUUAUAUUGGAAGACAACGAAGAAGAAGAGGAUAGUGACAACUAUCCCUUAUUCACUGAAGACGGUGAUAGUAGAAUGGGGGAAGACGAAGCUGAAGAAGAGCCCAUUUUCGAUGAGCCGAUAUUUGAUGACCCGGAUGACGAUUUGGGUCGGGCCAUUCUUGAUGCGAAGAUGAACUGCGGAAAUGAAAAGGAGAGGUUGAAGUUGGAGAAAAUGUUAGAGGAUCACAACAAACUGUUGUACCCAAAUUGCGAGAAUGGUCAGAAAAAGCUGGCUACCACGCUGGAAUUGCUGCAGUGGAAGGCAGAGAAUGGUACUUCUGACAAGGGAUUUGAAAAGUUGCUGAAAAUAAUAAAGAAGAUGCUUCCAGGGGAGAACGUAUUGCCCUCUACUACGUACGAAGCAAAGUAGGUUGUCUGCCCUCUAGGAUUAGAGGUGCAGAAGAUACAUGCAUGCAUCAAUAACUGCAUCCUCUACCGCGGGGAGUACGAGAAUUUGAAUGCAUGCCCUGUA